AUGGACGGCUUCAAACCACCAAGUACCAAGCAAUUGAAGAAUGAAGAGGCACUUACCAAAAUUUUGCAGAGACGACUUCCUGCGUCGUGGUUUGGGCGACCUUCUUUGGGGUUCACCGUGAUGAUCGGCGUCUAUCUUGUUGGCAACAUUGCUUUCUGCUCAAGCAUGCUUGCAAUGCCCCAACUUUUGAAUCACUGGGCCUCUAGGUUUGGAUGGAUGUGCGCUGGCAACAUGGCCCUAUGUGUCUUUUUUGGCCUCAAGAACACGCCCCUAGGCCCCUUGGCCUCCGUUUCGCACAGCCAAUUAAAUAUCCUUCAUCGUAUUGUCGGUUACACAACUGUAUUCCUCCUCACGCUUCACGCCCUUGUCUACACGAUACAUUUUGGCCGUCAAGGUCGCUUGGUGCAGUUGUUGAAGAAGGAGGAUAUCGAGGGCAUGGGGGCCGGUGUUGCCAUGCUUGUACUACUAAUGGGAGUGUUUAGACACAAGCACUACGAACUGUUCUAUGCUAGCCACAUCAUUGGCUUCAUGGCGGUUGUGCUCUUGACGGCCCUUCAUAGGCCAAACUGGGCGAAGAAGAUCCCAACGGUGAUGCUCAUCAUAUUCAGCAUGUGGACAUUGGACCGGCUCGUGCGACUGGGCAGGUUAUUAUACAACCUCGUUAACAACUCAGUGACGUUCUAUCCUCUUCCAUAUAGAGGAACACGAUUGGUGCUCAAGAAGCCUGGCAUGGCAGCCGCCUUACCAGGAUCUCACUGCUUCUUAUGGAUUCCAAGACUUCGACUUUAUGAGAAUCAUCCAUUUACUAUCGUCAGUAAUGACUCCUCUGGUCUAGAGCUAGUCAUGAAAUCGCAUGAGGGCUUCACCAAAGCUGUCGGCGGCUUUGCAGGCCGAAACCCCCGGGCUAAUCUAUGGGCAUCUAUUGAUGGGCCAUAUGGGUCACUACCAGACGUGGGCAACUACGAUAAACUGAUCCUUAUCGCUGGUGGAAGUGGAGCUGCUUUUACCUUUGGAGUCAUGAACCGAAUCAUGAUGCAGCGUGAAAAGCUUGCAAUCCAAUCUAUCGAGUUUGUAUGGGCAGUGAAGCGUAUAGAGCAGUUGAACUGGUUUCGCAGACAUUUGUGCAACAUUGCGGAGUCUGCGUAUCCCAUCAGCCUCAACAUCUACGUGACAGGCGAACGGUCUGCAUGUGGCUCAGUAGCUGACGAUACCGACUCUCAAUCAUCUCCAUGCGGAGCAGAAAGGGAGGUUCUUCUAAGAGAAAAUGCAUUUGACUAUGAAACUAUCUCUGAGAUUGGCGAUGCAUGCGGGUUAACUGAUCAAAUAACCGGCGAUGAGCCGAAAUACAACCCAUUGUUGGAGAAGCUGGAUGUCGAUGGAACAAUUAGUAGAGUCGUGGGAGCAUCUGGAAGUCAUCACCGAGUGCUCCUCUUGUCUUGCGGGCCCAAGUCGCUGAUGGAUGCUGCGCAAGAUUCGGCAAGCAUUCAGAAACUGCGGGUUGGUAUUUUAGGCGACUUGAACGGUCUCAAUGCCGACAUCAUCGCUGACACUCGUGGCUUGAUCACUUAA
Messenger RNA from Fusarium oxysporum Fo47, 1569 nucleotides. Its product is annotated as ferric reductase family protein. Gene Ontology annotation, biological process: intracellular iron ion homeostasis; copper ion import; iron ion transport. The transcript is spliced from 5 exons. The record is from RefSeq and is a predicted model, not a curated record. Lineage: Eukaryota; Fungi; Ascomycota; Sordariomycetes; Hypocreales; Nectriaceae. Gene Ontology annotation, cellular component: plasma membrane. Gene Ontology annotation, molecular function: ferric-chelate reductase activity. The coding region runs from base 1 to 1569 and encodes 522 amino acids.